Molecule: messenger RNA, 6767 nt
Organism: Melospiza melodia melodia
Lineage: Eukaryota; Metazoa; Chordata; Aves; Passeriformes; Passerellidae
Gene: INHBA
Product: inhibin subunit beta A
Exons: 2
Coding region: 1-1680 (559 amino acids)
Cellular component (GO): extracellular region
Molecular function (GO): growth factor activity; cytokine activity; hormone activity
Source: RefSeq, a predicted model, not a curated record
AUGAGCAUAAGGAAGCCAGCCUGCCUGUUCCUCCCCCUUCCUAAUCAUAGCCUUUACUCACAGACAAAACUCCCUCCCUCUCUCAUUCACUCACUCACUUUAGGCCAAUCCGUCCUCUCUCUCUCUCUCCCUCUCUCUGUGUCUCUCUCCUACUCUGAGACAGAGUCAGAACUCUUCUCCCUGACAGCCACAAACAUCUACAGCACUUAUUGCAUUCAGAGAGGGAACCUGCAAACAAAACUUCACAGAAAACUUUUGGUUCUUGUUCCAGAGAAUUUGCUGAAGAGAAGGAAAAACAAACAAACAAACAAGCAAACUAAACCAGCCCCCAAAAAAACUGUUCGUGAAGGGGGAGGAAAAGCAGGGCCUUUUAAAAAGGGAAUCACAACAACUUUUGCUGCCAGGAUGCCUUUGCUUUGGAAGAGAGGAUUUCUGUUGGUGCUUUGCUGGAUUAUAGUGAGGAGUUCCCCAACCCCAGGAUCCGAGGGGCACAGUUCAGUCACUGACUGUCCAUCAUGUGCCCUUGCCACGCUCUCAAAGGAUGUGCCCAGCUCACAGCCUGAGAUGGUGGAAGCAGUAAAGAAGCACAUACUGAACAUGUUGCACUUGAGGGACAGACCUAAUAUCACCCAGCCAGUGCCCAAGGCAGCACUUUUAAAUGCCAUCAAAAAACUCCACGUGGGAAAGGUGGGAGAGGAUGGUUAUGUGGAAAUAGAGGAUGAUGUUGGAAGAAGAGCCGAAAUGAAUGAAGUUGUGGAGCAAACCUCAGAAAUCAUCACUUUUGCAGAAUCAGGCACAGCCAAGAAAAUGUUGCACUUUGAGAUUUCCAAGGAAGGCAGUGAAUUAUCGGUGGUGGAGCAUGCUGAAGUGUGGCUCUUCCUGAAGGUCUCCAAGGCCAACCGGAGCAGGACAAAAGUCACCAUCCGCCUGUUCCAACAGCAGCGACAGCCAAAAGGCAAUUCUGAAGGAGCAGAAGAUACAGAGGAUGGGGGGCUGAAAGGUGAAAAGAGUGAGACUUUGAUUUCAGAAAAGGCAGUGGACACUCGUAAGAGUACUUGGCACAUCUUCCCUGUCUCCAGCAGUGUCCAGAGACUCCUGGACCAAGGCAAGAACUCUUUGGAUGUACGGAUUGCCUGUGACCUUUGUCAAGAGACUGGAGCCAACCUGGUGCUACUGGGCAAGAAGAAGAAAAAGGAAGAUGAUGGGGAAGGGAAAGAAAAGGAAGCUGGAGAAUUCACGGGAGAAGAGGAGAAGGAGCAAUCACAUCGGCCCUUCUUGAUGAUGCUUGCCCGGCACUCAGAGGAUCGCCAGCACAGGCGGCGAAGACGAGGCCUGGAGUGUGAUGGCAAAGUCAACAUCUGCUGCAAGAAGCAGUUCUUUGUCAGCUUCAAGGACAUAGGGUGGAGUGACUGGAUCAUUGCUCCUACAGGUUAUCAUGCCAACUACUGCGAAGGAGAGUGUCCCAGCCAUAUAGCAGGCACAUCUGGCUCAUCAUUAUCUUUCCACUCCACUGUCAUCAACCACUACCGCAUGCGGGGCCAUAGCCCCUUUGCCAACCUCAAAUCAUGCUGUGUGCCCACCAAGCUCCGGCCUAUGUCCAUGCUCUACUAUGACGAUGGCCAGAACAUCAUUAAGAAAGACAUACAGAAUAUGAUUGUGGAGGAGUGUGGCUGUUCGUAGACGCUAGUGUGCACAAGACCCUUCUUGUUAAGUAGAAAAUGUAUCAAAAGCCCAAGAAGAGGAAAGACCUGACAUGGUAUAAUAUUUUUUGAGUGAAACAAUCAUCAGAAAUAUAAGCAAAAAUAAAAGAGAGCAAGAAAAGGGAGAGAAAGAAGAAAAAAAAAAGACUUAUGGAAGAUCAGAAAAGACUUCAGCUACAAAAAAGGAAGAAAAUGUCAUGAAGAUGGGCUUGAACAAGAUAGGUCAAAAUGGUGGUAUGGAUUGGGGAUUUCCCCUUCCUUUCAGUGUGCUCCUUAUCUUGUUACAUAGUAUACUAAACAUUAGUUACUACUAGGGGAAGGAAGUUUUGUUCCCUCCCUUAGUUACCCAUCAGGUCAAGCCAUGGUAGCAGCUCAUCUAACCUGCAGAAAUUUGGACAAAGUCCAAAAGGUCAAUGAAAAGCCAUGUGUAUGAUCACUGCAGUCACUGGCGCUUUCCCCCCACAUUUACAGAGCAACUGAGUAGGUGUAUAGUGUUUGUGUUUGUAUAUAUAUGGCUAUGUAUUUACAUACAUGUCUCUAUACAUACAGACACAAUACACAUACUUAACAUUGAUCAAGGGUCAAUAGUGUGCAGGGUGUGUACACCUUCAUCUUCUGCACUACAUUUACAAAAAAAAAAAAAGAAGAAAAAAGGAAAAAAGAAAAAUGAAGAAAAAAAUGGAACAAAAAAAUUAAUGAAAGAAUAAAAGUUACAUUCUGUAAAGGUGCUUACAAUGUUAGAACUAUGCAACCUAGAUGGUUUGAAACUGUUUACCUGCAAGAGAAAGAAAAAAAAAAACAGAGAGACUUUUUUUUAAAAUGGAAGUAACUUGUUUAAAAAAAAAAUCUUUGGUGAGAGAUACUUGAAAGGAACAUGUUUGUCCAGUUGCUGGAGUCAAACAUUUCUAUAUUUUGUAAAAAAAUUUUUUAAUCGUUUACUAUUUGCACUACAAUGGUGUCUGACCUGUCUAAUCCUUAUUUAACAAAUAUUUGCAAGGGAGGGUGGUUGGGUGUGGGAGGGGUUGAGAGCUGCACUUAUUGUGAGCUAUACAAGAACUGCUACAGCACACAAAAUAGCUAUUUUUAUUAUUAUAAUAAUUAUUAUUAUUUUGUACCUUAAAAUGAAUAGACACAUACACCAAAGACAUUUGUGCAAGCCUCUAUAAAGUCUGUUUGUGGUUGGUACCAUUCACCUGUAAUGAGUUAGGGUUUGAAUUAAGUCAGUGGGUUGAUUACAUUCAGGCUAGAAUAUCUGUUAACCAGUUAAAUUCAAAUAGUGCCCUCAACAAAAAAAUCACCAUUUGAAGUAAGCCCAGAAAAUCCCUGGGAUUUGGAUCCAAAGUGCUUGGAUCUGAGGUCCAUCUGAGCAUAAUCAUACUGUUUUGUAUGUACAACACUAAACUCGGCCCUUAUGCACAGCAAAUGUGCAUUGUAGGGAAACAACUUUGUCCAAGGGAUAUACAUACAUAUGUAUAUAUUCCUGUAUGUAUGUAUGUAUGUAUACACAAGGUAUAAGCACUUCUGGCUUCAUUUUACUCUUCUUAAAACAUUGAAUGUUUGUGUGCAAAGCACAGUAUGUUAAAAGAUUUUUUGUUUAUUACUGCCAAGUGGGAGGCUACAUGUUCAAAAUGGUAUUUGUGCAAGAGAAACCUGAAGUGCUGGUAUACACUUUAAAAGUGUUGAUGUAAAAUUACAAGCAGCCUUGGGCCCUGUCCACCAUUGCUCCUGCAAAUAUACAGAAAAUGGCAAUUGUGGUUGGAUUUCUGUUUGAAAUACAGUCUUUGCUGAAAUGCUGGCUUUCUCAACCACCACCCUCUAGCAUGACAACUCUUAAUGGGUUUGCGUGUUACCUGUAAGACCUAAUUUUCAGUGUCAACACCUAACCUGAAGGGUCCAACCCGUAGGGCAUAGGUAGAUAGUUGUUGUUUUUUAAAAAAAUUUUCGCUGUCAUAUUUAAAAGAAUGUUAAACUUACAUUUGUCUUUGGGUAGGGGGAGAUGAUAAGAGGGAAUGGGAGAAACCUUUAGGCCCUGUUUACACUGAGUUUGAUAACCCUGAGCCUGAAGCUUCAGACUCUCCUAGGUUUGCUGAACCAAGCCCCUGUUAGUUGCCUUCUGAAGGGGACAGGCUUCUAAAUGCCUCUCCUGGAAAGAAGUACUAACAAAGCUCCCCAUCUUGCUGAGAGCACAGUCUGUUUAAAAAAAAAAAAAAAAAAGAAAAAGAAAAAAAAGAAAAAAGAUAGCACAAUAUAACCCAGUCACACUGGCUAGGGAUAGUGUGUUAGCACCUUCAUGGCAAGAACCAUGUUUAAACAGUGUAAUCAGGGCCUUCAUUUUUUGUCAGCCAAAACUGUUUGUGUGUGCAUGUGUGCGCGUGUGUUCUCUGCGUGUGCAGAUGUGUGUGCGCAUGGGCGCAUGUCUGUAUUUGUAUGUAUCUAUAGAGAUAAAAAUGAAAAGGGAAAAAAAAAGAAAAAAAAGAAAGAAAUAAAAAAAAAAUAGCCCUUUCCUCUGUUGAAUAAGUAUCAACAUACAUGCAUAUAGCUAAGUUUUCUAUCUAAUUUAUUCCACAAUAUUUAGAUUGCAUAGUACAGCUAAUGGGUUAUACAUUUAUGUACUUUUUAUACAACACAGUUUUUUUACAGACUUGUUUGCAAUUUGCAAAAAAAAAAAGUUGAAAAAAUAUAAUUGGUUAAACACUAAAUUUGUCACUGAAGUGUUCUGUAAAAUAUCAAGGCUUUCUGAUUUAAAUUAUUUACAGAAGUUUGUUGGGUUUUUUGUGUUUUCUUCCUGGGGAAAGUGAGGGAUACCAAAUGCUAGUAGGAAAAUUUUCAGGAACAAAAAAAGGAUGGGCAACUAAUUUAUCUUUAUAAAUUUAACAAAGUUCUUGGCCCUGCUUAUUUGAAGCAUGUGGCAGAAUUUCUGUCAAUUUUUCUAGAAGCAGAGCCAGCCUUUGGAGCAGCAGGAACAGGGACACAGUCUGUGAGAAUUGUUGAGGAUACCAUUUAGUUCACUGGUCUUUGUACUUGGCCUUAAAAUUGGGUGCCCCAGAACUCUUAUUUAUAUCAUCAGAUGUCCCAGAACGGUUACUUGUGUCAACAGGCCUUUUGAUGUCAACUGGCCUCCUUACAAGAUCAGUAAAACUACUUACAUGAGUAAAGCUGUGCCAGGGUGAAUGACAGGUUCCUUCUGCUGUGGGCACUAUCAAGGGAGAGAAAGGAUUCUGAGUGAAUGGCACCACAGCCAAAGCUGUUUAAUCCAAUUAUUUGAAUGAGGCUGUUUGCAUCAUGGUGGAUCUGAACACAGUGGUAAGGGAAACGGGUCAGAUGGCUCACAUUGAUAAAAUUUAUUCUCAACAGUGAUUACUUAGAGAGCAUUGGAGACCAGAAAUCCCCAAACCUUCCCCUAGAUGACAAUGGCAAAACUCCCAUUGGCUGCUAGCAAAGUUGGUUUAGAAAAAGUCAUGGUUUUUCUGGCUAAAGGAGAAAGACCCUUUAAAAAAUAAUUCUCAUCCUGAAUUUGAUAGCAGGUGUAAUGUGAUGAGUAGGGACUGGCCUGAAAAACAUGAAACUAGCCUGAGACAACUUCCAAGUGAGGAAAGAAUAUAGGAUUUUAGAUAUUGUGAGCAUGUUUUAUGACAGCUAUACCAAAAACAGAAAAAAGUUUUCAAAUCAAGAAGUAAGUGUUCCAAGCCCUAUUUUUUUAGCGUGCAUUUGUAUGUGUAUACUGGUCACAAAUUUAAAAGAUUUCUCCCUCCAAUCUCUAGCAUCAGUCAUGGGGUUUUGAUUUGUGGUCAGAGUUAUUUAAAGUAGGGGGAAAUGAAAAACUGUAUGAUAAAGUAAAAUAAGAAAUUUGGAUGUUAAUCAAGACUGAAUGAUUCCAGCAAAAUAGCCCAUCCCUGAUAAUUUGAUUUAAUUAAAUCUGCAUGUACUUAAAAUAGCAUUAGAAAUUGUUACCAUAUUUAAGCAGUUGUUCUAGGGCAUGCAGCCUUAAAAAUUACUUCUCCUUUCAGGUAUGACUGUACCAAAAAAAAGAAAGAAAGGCUCUUAACUACUAACACAUUCCUUUCCAUAUAACCUACUUACUGUUUAUAUUGAGAAUACAUUUUCAGUAUAUAUUUAAUCACAGAAAUGUAUUUGUUUAGUGCCUCCAUAAUCUUACUGCUUGAGAGCUGACCACAUUUGGUUGUCUUUUCAUAUCUCCAUGUCAGAUGCUCUGGUUACAAAGCCUAAGAAACUGGCAUAAGUGCAUGCUAAGAUGUUUCUUUGGGAGGGCUGAAUGUAUUUGUAUCCUUUAGAUUUAGCAAAAGGAAAUGCUUACAGAUGCUUGUAAUUAUUAUGCACUCAUGGUCUAGUGCCCAAAACUGUAAAAUUGAAUGAAAUGGGAGUUUUGUCAUUGACUUCAAUAGAAACACUCUCCUACCAAAUCACUACAGAGUAGGGUUGCAUUAUAUAUACCUCCUUUUUUUUGUACUUAGUUGAGAAAUAAGCUGUCAAAUUCAUUUAACAGUGACACCACAAGACCAUGUAGAGGCUAGCAGCAAUAUCUCUUAGGCAGAGAACUUCAGGCAUCUGUAAAGUUUAUGUGCAAAAUUAAAAAUUGAUGGGCUAUAGUUACUCAUGUGGAAUUGUGCCUUACUCUGUAAGCAAUGCCAUUGAUUUUCAGAGGGUCUCCUUUCCUAGAAAGUUACCAGUCAGCAUCAAUAAAUUGAGAAAAAUCUAUUUCUGAAGUAUAGGUAGAUACAAUGGAAAUUAUUAAGUUCUUUAAGUUAAACCUCAUGUCAAUAGUGUACAUCAGUAUAAGAAACAGAUGCUAAUCCCUUUUCUUAUACUGAAAAAAGCUUUACUCCCCCAUAUGCUCUCAUUGCAUUACAUGUGGAGUAAAACGUUUUCAGCAUGAGUAAAUAAAAUCAUAAUUUGAUCUUCUGUGAACAACUAGAAACAAGGUUUUCAUGGGCCGAAACAAGCAGCACUUCUGGGUUUUAUAGCUAUUUAUUUUUUGAGAUAUAAUGAAUCUGUUAAUUCUCAAUGGGUUUCUUUGUAUUUAAAUACUUUCAAAAACAACACAUUGAC